AUAGAAUUCUGUAUUUCUGACUUUCGACGUUCGAGCGAGAAAGGCAAGGGAACCCGUAGAAGCGCGAUCGCUGCCGCUGUUUCGCAUGCGUUCCGGGAAUUUGCACUUCGCCCCCACCUUUGUUCACCUGCUCCCCCGCUGCUUCUGCUCCAGGUCAGGUAUUUGGCCUCUUCAGAACCAUGGCGGAAUACUCCUAUGUGAAGUCUACCAAACUCGUGCUCAAGGGGACGAAGGCUAAGAGUAAGAAGAAAAAGAGCAAAGAGAAGAAGAGAAAAAGAGAAGAGGAUGAAGAAACCCAACUUGAUAUUGUUGGAAUCUGGUGGACAGUAACAAACUUUGGUGAAAUUUCAGGAACCAUAGCCAUUGAAAUGGAUAAAGGAACCUAUAUACAUGCACUUGACAAUGGUCUUUUUACACUGGGAGCUCCACAUAAAGAAGUUGAUGAGGGCCCUAGUCCCCCAGAGCAGUUUACAGCUGUCAAAUUGUCUGAUUCCAGAAUUGCCCUAAAAUCUGGCUAUGGAAAAUAUCUUGGUAUAAAUUCAGAUGGACUUGUUGUUGGGCGUUCAGAUGCAAUUGGACCAAGAGAACAGUGGGAACCAGUCUUUCAAGAUGUAAGUGCUGUUACUGUUUAUAAAAGUCCCCUGUCAGUGUAA
Messenger RNA from Propithecus coquereli (Coquerel's sifaka), 653 nucleotides. Its product is annotated as protein FRG1. Gene Ontology annotation, molecular function: actin filament binding. Gene Ontology annotation, cellular component: striated muscle dense body; nucleolus; catalytic step 2 spliceosome. The transcript is spliced from 5 exons. The coding region runs from base 180 to 653 and encodes 157 amino acids. The record is from RefSeq and is a predicted model, not a curated record. NCBI's taxonomy places the organism in Eukaryota, Metazoa, Chordata, Mammalia, Primates, Indriidae.